Messenger RNA from Peniophora sp. CBMAI 1063, 852 nucleotides. The record is from the annotation of a GenBank genome assembly. Lineage: Eukaryota; Fungi; Basidiomycota; Agaricomycetes; Russulales; Peniophoraceae.
AUGCCCGCGAACGAGAAACCCGAGUAUGAGAAUCCGGAAGACUUCAUCUGGAAUACGUAUUUAGAAGCGUCCAAGGAUGAGGACGAAGCGCGCCCGAAGAACUGGGAGGGUAGCACGACAGGCAUCCUGACUUUUACUGGUCUUUUCGCCGCGACAGUGGCGGCUUUCAUUGUCGAGAGUUAUACGCAGCUCUCGGUAGACUCUGGCGAUCAAACCGUCCAACUCCUCUCGCAACUCCUUGUCGCAACCGCGAACGCGUCUGCGGGUCUCCCCGUCAUUAUCGCGACGCCUGAGCCAUUCUCCACCCCACCCACGGCCAUCGUUACGAAUGCCCUCUGGUUUUCGAGCUUAUUGAUCUCGCUCAUAUGCGCGCUACUGUCAACCCUUGUUCAGGAGUGGUCUCGAGCCUACGUCCAGGACAUCAAGAGACGAAAGGUCCUUCACGAGAGCCUCAUGGAGCGCACAUUUAAUCACAUUUUCAUUCGCAUGGGUGUCAAUCAUUAUGGGAUGGACCAGUUUGUCUCCUGGAUCGUCGCCUUGGUGCAUCUCGCAGUCUUCCUCUUCGCGUGCGGACUCCUUGUCUUCCUCUUUCCUAUCGAUCAUGUUGUGGCUGGCAUUGCUACUGCGAUCCUUGGGAGCUUCGUGAUCAUAUACUGCGUCGCCAGUCUGCUCCCUCUACUCGAGAAGAGUUGUCCAUACAGGACACCCAUCACGUAUUUGAUGGCCUUCGUGUACUGGUCCGCAUCCCAAACGCAUCUUUAUCGCCUCAUACUGCGCUCACUCAGUAAGCUCGAGGUUCGCGACAAGUUUCGCGAUGUUGUCGCGAGACACGAGAUAGAGAUGGGCUACUAA